This is a messenger RNA of Guillardia theta CCMP2712, 873 nucleotides long. RefSeq lists its product as hypothetical. Gene Ontology annotation, biological process: microtubule-based movement. The transcript is spliced from 2 exons. Gene Ontology annotation, molecular function: microtubule binding; ATP binding; microtubule motor activity. The record is from RefSeq and is a predicted model, not a curated record. The annotation marks the transcript as partial. NCBI's taxonomy places the organism in Eukaryota, Cryptophyceae, Pyrenomonadales, Geminigeraceae.
UUCAACUUCGAAAGUCUCGCCGGACCUGAUUCCUCGCAGGAGGAAAUCUUCGAGACCGUCGGGCGCGAGGCGUGCGAGGCGUUCCUGGACGGAUUCAACGCCGCCAUCUUUGCCUACGGUCAGACGGGCAGCGGCAAGACGCAUACCAUGUACGGAUCUCUAGAGGAGAGAGAGGGGGCUGGCCUGAUCCCCAGGAGCCUGGAGUUCAUCCUCGGUAGGAUGCAGCAGAACUUCUCCGGCGCCCAGCACGUGGCUUUGCGGUGCUGCUUGCUGGAGAUCUACAACGAGCAGGUUAUCGACCUGCUAGUCGCCGAGUCGAGGCCCCUGCAGAUCAGGGAGAGGAUGGAUGACGGGGUCACGUUCGCUGAGGGCGCUUGCUCCCCCCUCGUCCGCAGCUUGUCCGAGGCCCUCGAGCUGCUUCGGGGAGGCAUCGCGAGGAGGCGGGUGGGCGCGACAUGCGCCAACGAGUGCAGCAGCCGCUCUCACUGCAUACUGAGCCUGUUUCUUGACGUGAGGGAGGAGGAUAAGGCUAAGAUGGUGGUCAAGACUUCUGCCCUCCACCUUGUUGAUCUAGCAGGCAGCGAGCGACAGAACCAGUCGAGGUCGGAGGGGAAAAGGUUAAAGGAAGCAAACAACAUCAACCGCUCGCUCUCUGCCCUCGGCAACGUCAUCCUCAGCCUGGGGAGUGGCAGCAGGCACAUCCCCUACAGGGACAGCAAGCUGACUUUCCUCCUCCGGAACAGUAUAGGCGGGAACUCCAAGACCUUCCUGAUCGCCAACGUGAGCAACGAGCCGGUGAACUUUGGGGAAACGAUCUCGACGCUCAAGUUCGCCUCCUCCUCCUCAAGCUCGAAGCUUCUGGCGAGGAGAAAC